UAACAUUGCAUGACCUUGCAUAUGUUUGUAAACACACAGCCACGUUGAUCUGUUUGUAAGAUAGUGUAGCGUUCUUGUGAAUUUCCCCUUUUGCAAAGUGCUUUUCCACCCCCAAAAUGGAUUUCCAGGAGAUGUCAGUGAUCGAGGAGCAAACCACGACGGAGGGCCCUCACAGGAAGGAGUCAGGAAAGCGGGGACGCAAACCGGGCCGAAAAUCGAGCGAUAAAGUUGACAUGAAAGCUAAAUUAGAACGUAGUCGACAAAGUGCUAGAGAAUGUAGAGCGAGGAAAAAGCUGCGAUACCAAUAUUUGGAGGAACUCGUCGCUGAUAGGGAAAAGGCCGUUUUUGCACUCAGGAAAGAGCUUGAAAAGUUUCAAGUAUGGGCGAAGGAAAUCGACGAGGGUAGAAUACCGGAGGAUAUUCAUACGAUUUUGGAGGAUGUGGGGGCCCUGAAGAAGGAAAAGCAACUCCCAAUGUGAUAAUUUAAUUUUUGUGACCAUAUUAUAUGUUUAAAACACACUAAAAUAGACCUAUAUUGUUAUUAUUAUUUUACUACAAAAUACAACGUUUUAUAAUUGUA
Messenger RNA from Tribolium madens (black flour beetle), 580 nucleotides. RefSeq names its product REPTOR-binding partner. Gene Ontology annotation, molecular function: DNA-binding transcription factor activity. The coding region runs from base 117 to 479 and encodes 120 amino acids. Gene Ontology annotation, biological process: regulation of DNA-templated transcription. NCBI's taxonomy places the organism in Eukaryota, Metazoa, Arthropoda, Insecta, Coleoptera, Tenebrionidae. The record is from RefSeq and is a predicted model, not a curated record. The transcript has 4 exons. Gene Ontology annotation, cellular component: nucleus.